Haliotis rubra (blacklip abalone) is the source of this 4278-nucleotide messenger RNA. Its product is annotated as E3 ubiquitin-protein ligase TRIM33-like. Bases 364 to 2199 code for a protein of 611 amino acids. Gene Ontology annotation, biological process: positive regulation of DNA-templated transcription. Lineage: Eukaryota; Metazoa; Mollusca; Gastropoda; Lepetellida; Haliotidae. Gene Ontology annotation, molecular function: ubiquitin-protein transferase activity. The transcript has 6 exons. The record is from RefSeq and is a predicted model, not a curated record. Gene Ontology annotation, cellular component: chromatin; nucleoplasm.
UGUCAUUGUGUGUGUCAUAUGUUUAUGAUGUUCAGUAUGCACUUAGACACUGUUAGAUGAAAUGUGUGUGUGUGUAUAUAUCUACAGUAUCAUGCACACCUUUCUCGAUGAAACAGCUAUUCCUAUUUUCACUUUCGAUUCCAGGAAAUAGGAAGUAACUAUAAGCUUGCGAUCUGUUAUAUUCGUGUUACAUUCCUUGAUACUGUAUCUGUCUGUGUUUUUCCUAACUUGGACUUUCUACAGGCGGUUCAGGCUGCUGUUUGUAUUCAAGUGCAUGUUGUUUUUGUACUUAAUAAUUUCAAGCCGGAUAUCGACGCGGGUCGAUAUUGAGACAGACACAGCGCCAUUGAGCCAGUUGCCAGGAUGGAUUCAGACUCUGUGUUCCCCAAAUGUGUGGUGUGCAGCACCUCCUUCAGGUACAGAGGACCACAGCCGCACCUGCUUCCCUGUCUACAUCCUGUAUGUGAGGACUGUCUCAAGUCACCGGAAGUCACAACUCUGGACUGCUCUGUCUGCUUGAAGAGUCAUGAUAAAGAUGUCGGGAGUUUCCCAGUAGACGAUGUUGUUCUUGGUGACGUUCUCAACCAGACAAUGAAGCACCGACCGUCAAACUUCAAAUGUACCAACAAGAUGGAUGGGAACCAGGCAAUGUCUUGGUGUCAGGAAUGUGAGGACUAUUUCUGCGAGCACUGCCAUAUAUCUCACUCAGAGGUGAAAGCAACUAGGAAUCACACAAUGAAGUGGAUUUCUGAUCUUCCAUGUACAUCGAAAAUGUCCCAGUCCGUCUGUGAGAAACACGGACAACGUUUGGACGUCUACGAUAAAGACUGUGACUGUUUCAUCUGUUUCAAAUGCCACUAUGAAGAUCACGUCAGUCACGGUACCGACACAGCCAAUAUGUUCUUGAGUCGUGAACAAGACGUCUUCAAAGUUUACAUUAUAUCUGCUUCAGAGAAGAAGGAAAAGAUAAUUUCAGCAAAAGAAACGGUUCUUGCACAAGCAAGACAUAUUGACGAGAAGGCCGUUUCUCUCCGAGACACCGUUCAACACACUUUUUCUGAGCUGAGAGAUGUGAUAGAUCAGCGAGAGAAGGAGGUGCUUGUGGAGCUAGAUAAGAUUUUAGACUCCAUGAGGAAGAUCAACGACAGUCGACUCCCUGUCCUGAAGUCAUCAGAGACAAGCUGCCAGACAGUCCUUGACUACAUCAACGGGACUCUCCUCUCCGCCUCACCUUCCCAACUCCAUAAAGUGAAGAGUUCCAUCACACAGGCCUUUGAGUCUUGUAUAAAGGCUGACGUUCCUGCUGUUCACAAAUACGAACCGUGUGUCGUCUUCUCAAAGCAAGGUUUACCGGAUUUGAAAUCCUUAGUAUCAUCCUUUGGUGGUUUCAUGACUUCAGUUACCCAGACGGAAUCACCUCCGGAAGCAUCACUUAAAACAGGCCUUCAGAUGAAACUGGAAGCAGAUAUUGAUGAACUUCAGACACAGAACAGAGAGGCUCAGAGGCUAAUCAGUGCACUGGAAAAGGAAGCCUCUCAAAAUGAACAGAAGGUGAAGACUUUGCAGGAGGAUGUAUCCAGACUUCAGGGGAUCGUAAUUCAGUUGCAUCCCAUGGGCAACGACAAAGACACUUGGCUACAUGUGCUUGGUACAGUGAACAGAGCCCCACAUGUUGUUCUAUGUCCAAAGAUGAUGUUUGAUUCCGACAGAGUAAACCUGAACAGAAGACACAUUAAUGACAAAGGCCUUCUCGUCAACACCAAACAUCUUCAAUGGAGAAGAGUGGGCACUAGUGGGAAGAUGUUCAAGAACUACUGCGGCACCUGCAGCAUCUCCCCACUGCCCUCUAGCGGCCUGGUGUACUGGGAGGUGGAGGCGGAUGUGGAACUGGACAAGCCUCUGGGUGAUCGGGAGCUUGUGUUGGAGGUCGGGGUGUGUGGAGAGGAUGUCAUGGACAGUAGUCAUUAUAUCGGCGGUCAGCCUAAUUCAUGCAGUCUGUACAUAUCAAAUGGUGAGAAUGAUGUGAUAAGGUAUAUAGCUAUUAAUGGAAAGGAUGCAGCAACAGCUAAAGUGUUUGAGAAUAAGGCAGGAACAUCUGUGACAUUAAAGUACGGAGUUCUUGUUGAUACUGACAAGAUGGCGGUAUCCUUCCUGGACACCAACAACAGAGAAGGUGUUGGGAUCUGGAUGUAUUGUUGACAACAAGCCACAACAUGGUGCUGGAUACAAGAAGAAGAUGUGGCCUGUAUUUGCAGUUUAUAGUAACCCAAAGAGAGUUGAAAUGAAACUCGUGAGUGGACCGGAUCUACAGAUGGAAGACUGGAAGAAGAAGCUUCUCGAAGACGCCAGCCAUAUGUGUGCUGAAGGGGAUUGAUACCGUGGCUACAAUCACUACUUCCGUGCUCAACGUUAACACUGGUAGACAUCACAAUCACAGGAAGUGCACCUGUUUUUGGACAUUUGCCUAAAUGUUAAAUAUGUGCAGAGAUUAUACAUGACUGACUCAUGACGUUUUGUGCAUAAUUGGCAAAGAAAUCUUAUCUGCUGUUUUCGUGGAAAAAAGAACUUGCUACAGGGGAUUUGUUUGAAAGUAUAUUUAAUAAGCAAUUGGAGAGUUGCUGUGGGUUUGUUUCAGGAUAUUAUUGUUUCUUUGUGAUUGGGUCUGUUAAUGAGGAUUGAAAUGUGAAUCUGUGCUGACUAUAAAUCUAUCUGACAUGUGAAUGCAUGAUCCUCAGCCCUCAAAAAGAAUUAAACAAAAUGAUAGAAAGAUAAAUAAUACGUUGGCUCGCAUAUGAUAAGUGUUAAUCGCAUGUUGAUCAUAUGAGUUGUGAUAAGUCACCUAAAGUCAAUAUCACAGCCUUAGAAUGCAUCUUGACCAAAACGUAUUGGUUUUGAAAUUAAUCAAAUGAAUAGUCAGUUGUAUAAUCAAACCAAGAUCCAGGUUGUAAUUGAUUCAAGAUAGUAACGGUUGCUAUCUCCCAUGAAACCCCUUUGUCCCUUGAUCCGUUUGACCAUUGAACACUUCUUGUAUCAUUUUGGCGUCGAUGGGGUAAUGAAACAAAUAUGAACAUGAAACAGACACCAGUAUAACACAAGCAAGUACUUGGUUUGGCUUAUACGCUUUAAGCACCAACAGUAUGUGUAUCAAGCACAUGGCUGCUCUGUGUCUGUGUCCUUGUCUGGUAGGGUUGUAUCAGACGCCGAUCGGAUUUCUUUUGUAAUAGAUUCAUGUUUGGCACAUGGCUGAAUGUCUCCACUCCCGAAAAGCAGAAAAAUCAGGGCAGCCAGAGAAAACGACCCAAAUCCGGUGAAAAACGCAUACUGCCAUUCUUGUCGCGUUCCCUGCAGAAGAAAAAUACAUUCGUGAGACAAGUCUGUGUCGAUGAGCCCAGGUUUUGUGUGACAGAUGCAGAACGUCGCUGGUUUAUUUGUUGAUUUACUCUCUGAUAAUACAAAUGUAUAAGAGAGAAAAGGGGACGAGAGAAGGUCUGGGCGAGUCGAAUAGACCUGGAGCAUUUUUCUAUUCGUACUUUUGUGUAAACAACCCCUUUUGCAGCGACAUUUACAAAUAAGUUGUUUAACAAACUAUCAUUAAACUUUUUACACAGUUCACUAUUUGUUACGAGGGAGGAGUGCAAAGAAAGAAACAGCUUGGUGUACGUGAAGCAAAAUUUUAAUGAUAGUUUGUUAAACAACAUCUUUAUUUUUCGGACAUGAAUUCUGCCAAAAAAUCACAGAGUUGGUCUGAUGUUUUGAUUAUGAUCAGUGUUUCACUGAGUAUUACAUGUGUAUUAGUUUUCGAGUUAGAUUGCAAUUCAUCGGUCCGCUUUUGAGCCAAACGGACGAUAACAUAAUCCAACAGAAUUCACUUGAUUUCUGAUUUGUGUAACCUAACCGUAACAACUGAUAAAAUCGAAGAUCCAUAUUUUCUGUGGUACUAAAAUUGAGAAAAGGAGGAAAUCUAUUUUGAGUAAUGUUUUUAUUUUAUUUUGUGUAUUGAUAUUGAUUGUGUACAGAUCUGUUAAAUGUACGUUAACCCAAUCUGUGUAUAUAAUUUCACCCCGUCGCUUUAACACAACAGUAAAAACAAUACUAGUUUAUUGAUGUGAUUCAUGUUAAAUUGAUUGAAAAAUUAAUAUACAGUUUCUUUGAGACAUAUUGUCAUUAAAGAUGAUACACCUUUACAUGUUUUAUGGUACACUUGCAGAUUACCAUUUCAUAUGUUGAUACAAUCGCGUUACGUUUAGAGAGAAAUUGUCAGUAAAAAGAAGAAACCAU